Oppia nitens is the source of this 2540-nucleotide messenger RNA. RefSeq names its product serine/threonine-protein kinase PAK mbt-like (gene mbt). Gene Ontology annotation, cellular component: cytoplasm. The transcript has 7 exons. The record is from RefSeq and is a predicted model, not a curated record. Gene Ontology annotation, biological process: intracellular signal transduction; regulation of MAPK cascade; protein phosphorylation. Lineage: Eukaryota; Metazoa; Arthropoda; Arachnida; Sarcoptiformes; Oppiidae. Gene Ontology annotation, molecular function: ATP binding; protein serine/threonine kinase activity. Bases 75 to 2297 code for a protein of 740 amino acids.
AUAUCUAUUUUUGUAACACAUUUGAAGCCAAUAGUCGACGACUGCAUUGAAUUUAUCGUGAUAUUUAUGUCGAAAUGUUCGGCAAAAAGAAGAAAAAGCCGACUAUUUCUUCGCCGACCAAUUUUGAACACAGAGUUCACACGGGAUUUGAUAGACGCGAAGGCAAAUUUGUUGGAUUACCGCCGCAAUGGUUGUCUCUAAUCCAAGGCAACAGCAAUUCAUUCCGUCCGCGACCUAUUAUCGACCCGUCAAACAUCACUCAAACCGAGAUUAUGGACAUCAAGUCUCAGACGAUAAUUCGCGGCAAUUCUGUGGCUACCACUCAAUCGGUUGGCCGAGCAUUGGUCACGCGAUCCAAUUCAUUAAGAAAAGCUGAUUCGCCGCCAUCUCUUCGUCCUAAUCGAGUGCCACCACCGCUGCCUGAAAACGAUGUGCUCGACGGCGGAUCCAAUCCUACAGCGAGCGGACAAAUACAGCCAUCAAUGCCAUUUCCAGUGCCUCCAACAGCCGGUCAACAUAUACAUCAUAAUUACAAUCACAAUCAUCUCAUGAAUCAAAAACAAUUACAUUUUAAUCAUUUUCGCAAUAAUCAGCCGCCAAUGGCCGGCCACAUGUCGGGUCAUAAUUUAAAUUUAAUGCAACCAACGAUUAAACAACAGUUAAAUCUUAAUUUAAAUCAAAACUUUAAGAAUGGCUAUAACUCUAACACUUCAUCUGUUAAUAGCAAUUCUCCAAAUACUAACAUUAAUUCAAAUAAUAAUAAUAAUAAUAAUUAUAACAACAAUAACUCCAACAACAAUACUAAUACUACAAUCGCAAACAACAACAAUAACAUCAAUAAUAACACAACUGUGAACAAUAAUAACUGGAGUACCAAUAGAACCAAGUUUUCAAUGCUUCCUCAGCCACAGCAGCCUAUUAUACCUCAGCAGCCAUUCCAUAACAAUCAGUCACAUCAACAUCCAUCACAAGCCAUUCAGCUAACACCACCUCAUCUACCAAUAAAAGGACAGUUAUCACCACAUCAUCAAAACCAACAAAGAGCAAAAUCGCCGGUAUCUAUACCACAGCUAACUCAACAUUCAAAUACACAAAUUAAUGAUCAAAUAGUAGCUAAUGGACCACAAAUGCCUUAUCCAACCACAACAAUGCAUUCACAACAAAAAGUGAUGACCGCAAAUCCAGCCACACAACAGAAUAAUAGUCAAAAUGCUUAUCCAACUCAUCAAAGCUUAGGAGCACAUCAUCCACAACAACAAACAAUUCCAAUGACUGUUCCCAAUGCUGGACAAUCUUUGAGAUCGCAAUCUCCUCAACAGCAGCCGUCACCACAUUUACCACAAUCCAGUCAAGACACUCCAGGACAACCAUCCAAUGCACAAGCUAUUCCAGCACAGACACAACAGCGCCUUUCUCACGAACAAUUUAGAGCAGCUCUUCAAUUAGUAGUCAGUCCAGGAGAUCCCAGAGAAAAUCUGGAAAACUUUGUUAAGAUAGGAGAGGGAUCAACUGGAAUUGUAUGCAUUGCAUUGGAAAAGAGUUCUUCACGUCAGGUGGCCGUCAAGAAAAUGGAUUUACGAAAACAACAGCGAAGAGAACUAUUGUUUAAUGAAGUGGUUAUUAUGCGAGACUAUCAUCACCCAAAUAUUGUUGAAAUGUACGAUUCAUUUCUGGUCGACGAUGAGCUUUGGGUGGUUAUGGAGUUUCUCGAAGGCGGCGCUCUCACAGAUAUUGUCACUCAUUCACGUAUGGAUGAGGAACAGAUCGCCACUGUUUGCAAACAGUGUCUCAAAGCUCUGGCUUUUCUUCAUUCACAAGGAGUCAUCCAUAGAGACAUCAAAAGUGAUUCAAUAUUACUUGCGAGUGAUGGCAGAGUAAAAUUAUCUGAUUUCGGAUUCUGUGCACAAGUCUCGUCUGAAUUACCUAAACGUAAAUCAUUAGUUGGAACACCUUAUUGGAUGGCACCCGAAGUUAUAUCACGUCUUCCUUAUGGACCGGAAGUAGAUAUUUGGUCGUUAGGUAUAAUGGUUAUUGAGAUGUGUGACGGCGAGCCUCCCUUUUUCAAUGAACCUCCACUGCAAGCGAUGCGACGCAUUCGUGAUAUGCCUCCGCCUAAGCUUAAGAAUGUACAUAAAGUGUCGCCUCGUUUGCUGGCUUUUCUCGAGAAGAUGUUGGUUCGCGAACCAACACAACGUUCAAAUGCUUUGGAACUGCUUCAGCAUCCGUUCCUUCGACAGGCUGGUCCGCCAAGUCUUUUGGUACCAUUAAUGCGAUCCUUCCGUCACAGUCCCUGUUAAACACAUACAGCUAAUGACCACAAAAUUUAGAUAUUUUUGACAUUUGAUUGUAAUUUAUUUAUUAUUAUUGUAGCCAAUCAUGACAACUACUAUACUGUUAUUACAUAAUAAUAUCAUUAUUUUUUAUAAACAUUUACCAUAAUAUAUGUUGAAAUUAUGUUUCGGUUAUUACUAUUCCUAUACAAUAACUUUGUUAAAAAUCCGUCCAUUAAUUACUUAAUUUAAAAUCGAUUCGGUUAUUUG